Cylicostephanus goldi is the source of this 1383-nucleotide messenger RNA. Lineage: Eukaryota; Metazoa; Nematoda; Chromadorea; Rhabditida; Strongylidae. The record is from the annotation of a GenBank genome assembly.
AUGUCCGACGAGGAGGAGCAACUUUCUGGAGAGGAGGAGGAGCUUGAAGACGAACAGGAAGCACCAGAGGAAGAUGCUGAAGAGGAGAGCAAAGCAGAGGAACCAGAAGAGACUACUGGACAGGAUGACGCUGAACCUGAGCCAGAAAAGCCAAAAUCUCGUGCUCCACCGGCACAGGCAGAAAAACCACCUGCUGAGAUGACUGAGGCUGAAGCUGCAAUGAUGGUAUACAUCAUUUUCGCUACUGUCUUUAUCACAAAAAUGAUAGAAACUAUUCAGGCAGCCAAGAAACGUCAUGAAGAAGAAGAGGCAGCUAAGCUUCUCAACUACGAGCAGAGAAGACAGCUCGAGAAAGAGCAGAUUGAAGCUGAACUCCGUGAGUUGAAAGAGAAGCAGGAGAGGAGACGCGCCGAGAGAGAAGCCGAGGAGGCCGAGUUCAACGAGAGAAGAAGACAGGAUGAGGAGCGUCGUCGUAAGGAGGAGGAAGAGCGCAAGAUGAAGGCCGAUGCAGAGAAGGCUCGCAAAAACGAGGAAAAAUCUCGUCGUCAGCAAAUGAUGGCUGGUUCCUUCGCUGGCGGACACUCCGCUGGGGCAGGAGAGGGACGCAACUUCAAAGUCAACUCGAAGGGAGACCAAGCUGACAAGUUCGGAAACUUGGCUCAAGGCAGCAAACCAGUCAGUCAAUCAAAGGAACAGAAGGAAGAGGCGAAGGCUGCCUUUUUGGCUGCUGUUUGCCGUGAAGUCGAUGUUUCCGGCUUGCUUCCAAAUGAUCUGAAAGAAAGAAUAAAGACACUGCAUGCGCGCAUCACCAAACUCGAGACUGACAAGUACGAUCUCGAGAAACGCCUCGAGCGCCAGGAGUACGACAUGAAAGAACUUCAUGAGCGACAGCGUCAAGUUGCAAGAAACAACGCGCUCAAGAAGGGACUUGAACCUGAGGAAGUAGCCUCGACGUUCCUACCUCCAAAAGUAACCACCGCCUCUAAGUUCGACAGACAGAUCGACAGAAGGUCAUAUGGAGACCGCCGCGGACUAUUCGAGGCCCCGCCUGUCAAGAAGCUCCCAACCAUUGCCCAUGGAACUGCCCGUCCUCCUCCCGAAUGGGGAAGAAAGACAAAUGAAGAAUUGGAGCAGCUUAGGAAGAGUCUCGAGCCGCCAAAGUACGUUGAGCAAGUGAAGGUUGAGGGUGCUCGUCCACCGAUCGCGCCAGUUCCACUGCAGAUACCCGACAAGGACUUUGAAGAAGUGCCAAUCGAUGGAGUUGCCCCUGCCAGAGCUGAGGAACAACCGGAGCCUGAGGCCGAGCCUGAACCAGUACCAGAACCAGAACCAGUCAAGAAGCCAGCUCCACCAGCCAAAGCAGCCAGGGGAGUCAAAGCGUAA